AUGGAUCCCUGUUACAACCUCACAAACCUUCCAGAACCCAUGGACUUCCACCUGCAGGUGCUGGUUGGGUCCUUCCUCGCCAUCCUCAUUGUGUUCACCCUCUGUGGUAACGUUGUUGUCUGCCUGGCUGUCACCUUUGAUCGCCGGCUCCGCAGCCUGACGAACUGCAUCAUCGUCUCCUUGGCCAUCACGGACCUGCUGCUGAGCCUCCUGGUGCUGCCCUUCUCUGCCUUCUAUGAACUCACCCACAAGUGGCCCUUUGGCAGCAUUCUGUGCAACAUCUACAUCAGUCUGGAUGUCAUGCUGUGCACAGCUUCCAUCCUCAACCUCUUCAUGAUCAGCCUGGACCGCUACUUUGCGGUCACCACCCCUCUCCGCUACAGCCAGCUGGUCACCCCCUCCCGGGUGACCGUGGGCUUGGUCAUUAUUUGGGCGGUUUCACUCAUGGUCUCCUUCCUACCGAUCCACUUGGGCUGGAACACCAAUGGGACAGCAGUGCAAAACGCAGCGUCCGACUGCAGCAAGGAGUGCAAACUGGAGGUGAACCCCGUGUACGGGCUUGUGGAUGCCUUGCUCACCUUCUAUAUCCCGUUGGUCGUCAUGUGCAUCACCUACUACCGAAUAUUCAAGAUAGCGAGGGAGCAGGCCAAGAGGAUAAACCACACGUGGUCCUGCAGCGGCAACACCCCCAUGCCGCCCAUCGUGAAAGAGCACAAAGCCACAGUGACCCUCGCAGUUGUUUUGGGAGCCUUUGUUGUGUGCUGGUUCCCCUAUUUCACAGUGUUCACUUACCGGGGCGUGUGGGGGGACAGCAGCGUGAGAGGUGCACCCAUGUCCAUCGUCCUCUGGCUGGGCUAUGCCAACUCAGCCCUGAACCCCAUCCUUUACGGCACUCUCAACAGGGAUUUCCGCAUGGCCUACAAGCACCUCCUGCACUACGCCUCCCCCCGCGCCCCCCCGCGGAAGGCCCAGCCCAGGAGAUCUCCGCAGGGCCAUGGCGGGCAGGAGGGAAAGCCUCUGAGGCUGGAGAUGAGGAACGGGACAGGGAUCUUGCUGGCUGACAGAGCACCCGAGAGGGCACCCUGCUGCCUCCUGGUCAAGAAGGCCAAUGGGAUCGUGGGGCGCAUUGAGAGGAGCACCUCCAGCAGGUCCAGGGAGCGGAGCUGCAGAAGAGCUUCCCCGUUGGUCCAGAACCAGCAUUUGCCUCUCAGCACUGCAGAGCAGGGGCUGGGAAAAGUCUGUGGGCUGGAUUGGGAAGGAAAGGGUUUGAGGCACAGACAGAUCAGGAAGAAGAGUCCUUUUCCCAUCAUUGCCCUUUCUGCGGGCCAUGUG
This is a messenger RNA of Tinamus guttatus (white-throated tinamou), 1332 nucleotides long. Lineage: Eukaryota; Metazoa; Chordata; Aves; Tinamiformes; Tinamidae. The record is from RefSeq and is a predicted model, not a curated record.